CCCCCGCGAGGAAAUCCCCGCGCACUGACGGAAUAUUAUCGCCACAUCUCUCACACAAUUUCACCGUUGUUCUCUUUAAGCGCAGAUCUCUCUUCAGCAACAAGCACAUGUUUGGAUAUCGAGGGCUGCAUACGAAGAACAAGUAGGCAACGUCUCGGUUUGCGAUGGAAAACGCCAGUGUUGAUAUGGUCAGUGAGGUGAAGAUACGGAGUUAUAACGCUUUAAAUACGCUUUAUCACGAAACGCAACAAGAUAUCGUGAAUUUAAACACGCAGCUGUGCAUACGGGACAAUGUCAUUGGCGAAUUAAAAGCGAAGCUGGGGAAAUACGAACGGAUCUCUAUUCAUGUUGAUGAAAAUGAACCUGUCCUCGUUGGACCUUCCAAAUCAUUGAUCGAAAGCUUGUGCCAGGAAAUCUGCAAAUUGAAAAAAAGAAAAAAUGAGUUGGAGAUAAAAGCUGCCAGACAGGCAGACACAUCGCAACAAGAGAUCCAGCAUCUGCGGGGCCGUCUGGUGGAGAGCGAGCGGGAGCUGGUGCAUCUCCGGGCCCAGCCCGAGCACCGCAAGGACCAGGAGAUCCACCGGCUGCGGGCCCGCCUGCUGGAGCAGGAGCGAGACGGCGCCACACGGGCCGUGCUCUGCAGCUCGCUGGCGGAGGAGGCCGAGCAGCUCCAGCUCCAGCUGGGCCUCACUAUCCGGACCUGCCAGGAGCUGAUGGCCCGGCUGGAGGCAGGGAAGGCCGGAGGGGGGAGAGCAGAGGAGACCCCCUCCCAGCAGAAACCAGAAGAGACGACAGAGGCCUCCAGCUCGAUGAGUGAUAUCGCUGUGGUAUGUCAACUUAAGGAGGAUAAUAGACUGCUUAAGCAGCGAGUGGCACAUGUGGAGAACCUGAACGCUAAAUGGCAGCGGUACGACUCCAGCAGGGAGGAGUACGUCAGAGUGUUGUGUCACAGGCUGAGAGACUGCAGCGCCCAGGCCUCUGCCACCGCCACCACCACCAUCACCAGCAACAGCAGCAACACCACCAGCAACAACAGCAACAACAACACAGCCGGCCUAGUGCUUCUCCAGCAGGAGGUGACCAGACUCAACGGCCUACUGGCAGACAAGAUGGACGACGUUGAUAGGCUGGGCCGGGAGAUAGAGGAGACCAGGAGACGGAACAAGGAGCGGACACAGACCCUGGAGCAGCAGGUGCUGAUCUACACGGAGGACUUCAGGUGGGAACGGGCCGACCGGGAGAGAGCUCAGGAGAGGAUCCAGAGCCUGCAGGACCAGCUCGCCCGCCUGCAGCAAGAGCUCCACGUACAGGAGCCAGAAGAUGAGAGCCUUGAAGUGGCACCCUUGCGUCGCAUGGUGCACACCGAGCAACGAAUCUCCCCGAGGCAUCACGGGCAACAGUUGGUACGGUCCGCCGCUGAACCGUCACAACAGCAGCAGCAGCAACAGCAGCUGCAGCUGCAGCAACCACCUGCAGUCGCCAUGGCAAUGCCCAGCAUGGUGUGGGGGGGGCAUAGCCAGGGCCAAGGAGAACUGUUGUGCCCGCGCUGCCAGAGCAGGUACAGCGACGCGGACACCGUGGAGUAUCUGAACCACUGCCAGGAGUGUGCCAACCUAUGACCAUAUAUAGCCACGCCACACUGGCACUGAAAACCACUGAACACUACAUACCGGAGAAAUUUCGUAUUUAUUUUUGUUCAUGAUACAUGUGGGGGAGCUUCAAACGUUUUUACUACAGCUCCAUUGUCCUUGGAUUGGGUUCAUGUGAAGUUAUCAUAUGGCCUGUUUAAGACCCAUUUUGUGUUUGUAUAUAAAUGUGUAUAUGUAUAUAUUUAUAUAUGCGUGUGUGUAUAAAUAUAUAUAUAUGUAUGUUAUUUUAUUUUUAUUUAUUUAUAUACUGUAUAUCAAACUAUAUCAAACGUGAGAUAAACAGAUGCAGACGCAAUGCGAUAUACCUCAAAUUUGUAAUUGAAAACAUUUUUGCACUUUUCUGACUUAUCUUAAAAUCAUUUAAAGGACUACCAUAUAGGAACAUGUAAUGUAUAAGCUGUUGAAACGGUUAUUGAUACCAUGGUGCUAUUUUUAUUCUGUAAUAUUUAGCUUGAGUUUUUUCUGACUGAAUAUUAUUAGUUUUAUAUAUUAAAUUAUGUAAUAUUUGUAUCUGGAAAAUAUUCGUAAUAUAUUCUUCAGCUAUAGUUAUAUAUUAUUUUUAAACAAAUAAAACAGUUUCUUGUGUA
Gadus macrocephalus (Pacific cod) is the source of this 2236-nucleotide messenger RNA. It is a transcript of the gene tnip2, whose product is annotated as TNFAIP3 interacting protein 2. NCBI's taxonomy places the organism in Eukaryota, Metazoa, Chordata, Actinopteri, Gadiformes, Gadidae. Gene Ontology annotation, molecular function: K63-linked polyubiquitin modification-dependent protein binding. Gene Ontology annotation, biological process: regulation of transcription by RNA polymerase II; cellular response to lipopolysaccharide. The record is from RefSeq and is a predicted model, not a curated record. The transcript has 6 exons. Bases 165 to 1619 code for a protein of 484 amino acids.